AUGAGGCCCUUGAUCCUGCACAAUGUGCCCGACGACGAACUGUACACGGGCGAGGAUGGAGUUCAAAGACCAUAUGCUAUGAUCUUUCCCGAGGCGGACCGCCAGCGAGAUUCGCCGCGACGUCGUGCUGUCGCCGAGUCUGGCUCCUUCGGCAAGUCGACGCGAAGAUCGCGCUCGAGAACGGGCACACCAGUACCGAAGCGAAACGAGGAUGCGACUAUGCAAUCAGCAGACAAGAUAUUUUCCGACUACAUUUCGAACCAGCAGAGCUUGCCCAUCACCACGGGCAAUGGCCAGCGAAAGCCGAGCUACCUUUCGCAAACCACCAACGCAGACGACGGAGCAUCCGCAUCGCAGGCACCGCGUUUCGUGCAAGAACCAACAGAGGUGAUACUGAGGGGCUAUCGAUCAGCAUCCCAACAAUACGCUGCUAUCAACCACUACGAACAACUGGCAGGGCGAAUAUGCGAAGACUACCCCCGCGAUCCGCCGAGCGGGCAGCGCCGCUACAAGUCAGAACUGCGAGACCCUGCUUUUACCAGACGCCAUCCACUCACGCCUCAAGAAAGAGCCAAGGUCAACCAAAUCGAUGGAGGAGAGCACUGGAUCAAGGUCACAUUUGAGUCGGCCGACGCAGCAGAUGCAGCCAUCUUCGCCUCGCCUCAAAAGAUUCUCGGCCACCUUGUCUACGCCGAGCCGUACCGUGGCAUGCCGCCCAAAGAAGAUGCAGCCGUGGCAGAAAUGCUUGGCGAAGUAGGCAUGAUGCAGGACGCACAGCCGAACCCUCGUGCGCAAUCCCAACGCCAUUCACGACAAAAACCUUCUACCUCAUCGUUCCAGCCGAAAGAAAAAGGAACCGUAAUCCCGAGCGACUGGUCCACACCUCUCAUCAGUGGUGGUUCCAAGGCAGACCUCGGAUUCAACGGGUCCCCUCCCGAAUCUCAAACCUCAACGCAGACCAUCGACUCUGCCACCAUGUCCUCAUCAACUGGCACAGCCUCAACAGCUACGGUGACGGGCUCGCAGAUUCUCCGUCCUAUUAUCGCACCCGAGGGUAGAGCAGAGUCUGAGCUGGACAGCACGUACUGUCGACGUAUCCCCCAAGCGAGGCGUGUCAAGCUCAAGCCAGCCGAACAGGCGCUCUUGCCGCAACCUGGAGUGGUGAGCCGCAUCAUCAGUCGCAUCCCACUGAUCAAGUGGUUCGGCGGCAGCAUGAUUGGCAACGAGGUACCGCGGACGGAGAAUGGCGAGUUCGACUUCACCAAGGCGAGUUUGUACUGGCAACUCAUGUUCUACCUGGAUUAUUGGUUCGGAUUAUUUGGCCAUGAGAUUGUGAGCGCGGAUAAGGAUGACUGA
Pseudomassariella vexata is the source of this 1356-nucleotide messenger RNA. RefSeq lists its product as uncharacterized. NCBI's taxonomy places the organism in Eukaryota, Fungi, Ascomycota, Sordariomycetes, Amphisphaeriales, Pseudomassariaceae. Bases 1 to 1356 code for a protein of 451 amino acids. The record is from RefSeq and is a predicted model, not a curated record. The transcript is spliced from 2 exons.